CAGAGUCCACCCUCCUCCUCGACACCACAAAAACGUUAAAUAAAACUCUCUCCCAUCUCCAGCUCUCUAGCAAAAAAGAUUUUCUCGCCUAUCCUUCCACUCAUUUUUUUUUCUUUCUUUCUCACCCCCCAAACGCGCCACACAAAUACAAAAUAUCACAGCAUGCUCGAUUUUGGCGAAGAACUCACCAUCGAAACCUUCAAGAUUCCGUGGCUCAUCUGGAUCCAGAUACUCAUCCUCCUCCUCCUCAUCGUCCUCCUCUACUGCUUCCGCAUCUUCUCUUUAGAUCUCAAUAGCAGCAACAGCCACGCCAAGAACUCUUCUUUAGCUUCUCCUUCCUCUGCCUCUUCUUCCUCGUCAACUGAAUCGACCGAUUUGACUCUCAAAGCGAAGCCGGUUGUUAAAUUCAACUCGACUGUCACUCACCGCUGCCAGUCUUCUCAGGUAGGAGAAAGUCAGAGUAUUAAAGGGAAGAUAGUGUGGAGUAAAGGUAAAAGAAUAGUUAGAGAAGAGAAUACAGAGAGUGAUUCAAGUUCAAGUAGCAUGGGCUAUCAUCCCUGCCAUUAUUUCAGGCUUGCUCGAGAAGCUUUUCUCAAGUGUUUAGGUUUAGACUGAGAAAUCUUCCAAUUCAGAACAAAGAAACGAAAGAUAGUAUUUUAUUUAAAAUGCUAAAACCAAAAGUUCCAUUUUCUCUCUGUCUGGCUCUUUAACUUCAAUGGAUUUGUUAACAUCAUUGGGUCGAGUCGAGCAACUGAAAAAAUUAAUAGUAAGUGAUACUAUAAUGUUA
Messenger RNA from Mangifera indica (mango), 787 nucleotides. RefSeq lists its product as uncharacterized. The coding region runs from base 163 to 615 and encodes 150 amino acids. NCBI's taxonomy places the organism in Eukaryota, Viridiplantae, Streptophyta, Magnoliopsida, Sapindales, Anacardiaceae. The record is from RefSeq and is a predicted model, not a curated record. The transcript has 2 exons.